This is a messenger RNA of Schistocerca nitens (vagrant locust), 1861 nucleotides long. Its product is annotated as poly [ADP-ribose] polymerase tankyrase-1-like. Gene Ontology annotation, cellular component: cytoplasm. The record is from RefSeq and is a predicted model, not a curated record. Gene Ontology annotation, molecular function: ubiquitin protein ligase binding. Bases 597 to 1790 code for a protein of 397 amino acids. The transcript is spliced from 6 exons. Lineage: Eukaryota; Metazoa; Arthropoda; Insecta; Orthoptera; Acrididae. Gene Ontology annotation, biological process: regulation of proteolysis; proteasome-mediated ubiquitin-dependent protein catabolic process.
UCGGCAUCGGUAAUCGCAUUUCCAGAACCGAUUUGAUACUGUUUACAGGACGAACCAGAAGGGGUCCUGGCAGAUGGGUUUAUGAAGAGUGUGUUUAUUAGCCGUAUCUAGGACUGUUAAAAGUAGGUUUCAUAUUUCCGUUGAAGCAGUUACAUUGAAUAUUAACAUAUCGCUCGUUUCCAAGAAUGAGAUGACAGACAAAAGCUAUUUUUACACCUCACAUUUCUUCUCUAUUCUAUAAUUAUAAUUUUAUACAAAAAGCUAUCAGAAGUCCUAUCGCCGUUAUAAUGUACUUCAUGGUUGUGUGACACAAUGGAGACGUAUUACUCUGUUUAUUCUUUUUAACGUCUCAUUGUUACAGAAAUUCCAGAGCCAGUACUGCGUGAGCAGACCACAGCCCCCUAUGAGAGGCUGACUGCAGUUGGUACCUGCCGCCCUCUCAGCAGUUGGCAGCACUGGCAGCGUGGCUGUCCCUGCGCCUUCUGUUGUCUGCCGCAUUUGUAGCGAGCUGUUUCCAGUGUGAAGACGUGGCUCCGCAUUUUGCGCUGCAGCUUCCGAGUUGAUAUCUACUUCUCCGUUAAUAAGGACCUUCCGCCAUGUCGGCAGCUGCUGAGGUUCAGAGGACGGCGGCCGUGGACCUGGGCGCCCUGCUAGACGCGGGCGACGGCGCGGUCGUGACGCUGGUGGCGGGAGAGACGCGGCUGGCGGCACACCGCGCGGUCCUGGCCGCCAGGAGCCCCGUGUUCCGAGCCAUGUUCCAGCACGACACGCUGGAGGCCAGCUGCGGCGAGGUCAGAAUGGCGGACGUGGGGGGCCCUGUCCUCAGGCAGCUGCUGUCUUACAUGUACACCCUGGAGGCACCCCAGCUGACCGACACGGCCCCGGAGCUGUUGACGGUAGCAGACAAAUACGGCCUGUCAGCCCUGAAGGCUGCCUGCGAACAGCAGGUGGCGGCGCAGCUGGAGGUGGAGACGGCGGCGGCUGCAGCUGUGCUGGCGGUGAGGCACUCGUGCCCCAGCCUAACUGCGGCCGCCGUCCACUUCAUAAGGGCCCACGAAUAUAAAGUAAUGGCGACGCAGGGCUGGGCAGAUGCCGUGCUCGAGUACCCAAAACACAUCGUCGAAGUCAGUCGGCUGCUUGGUGAGCCACCAGCAGAAGCCAGCGCGGGCCGUGGCUCCAGCAGUCCCAGCACUGCCACGCGGCCACUCGGCGACCCCGGACGCUCUCCUGCCGCGGCUGCCCGCCACACUCCGCCGCCUCCAGACGACGCGGCCGUCUCUCGCCUGCGGAGCCUCUCUCAACAGGAGAGAGGGAGGAGGCUGAUAGAGGCGGCCAAGCAGGGCGCGGCGGAGCAGCUGCGCGAGUUGCUGGCGGUGGGGGCGGACGUGGGGGCGAGGGAGGAGAGGUUGUUGGGGGACAGAUAUACUGCCCUGCACGAGGCAGCAGGCGAGGGUCACGUGGCGGCGGCCAGCUGCCUCGUCGGCGCCGGCGCGGAGGUAGACGCCAGGAGCAGCUGGGAGCAGUGGACGCCCCUGCACUUGGCUGCAGAGAGUGGCCACGCUGGUGUGGUGCGGCUGCUGGCCGGCGCCUCUGCUGACCCCAACGCCAGGGAUGGCCGGGGGCGGACGCCGCUGCACAGGGCGGCAGAGGAGGGCCAGGCAAGGGCGGCGGCUGAGCUCCUCCUGGCGGGGGCGGACAGGGGGGCCCGGGAUGUGGAUGGCAGGACCCCAAUGGACGUCGCCAGGAAGUACGGAGAGCAGGAGCUGGUGGAUAUGCUGACACAACGCUGACAUACGGCAUUCAGGAAGCACAAUCAGUUACAUCAUAUCUGUUGGUCUUUCAAAUAAACAAUACAAAAAAU